Messenger RNA from Periophthalmus magnuspinnatus, 3619 nucleotides. Its product is annotated as cyclin-Y-like. Gene Ontology annotation, cellular component: cytoplasmic cyclin-dependent protein kinase holoenzyme complex; plasma membrane. Gene Ontology annotation, molecular function: cyclin-dependent protein serine/threonine kinase activator activity; protein kinase binding. The record is from RefSeq and is a predicted model, not a curated record. The transcript is spliced from 10 exons. Bases 375 to 1400 code for a protein of 341 amino acids. Gene Ontology annotation, biological process: regulation of cyclin-dependent protein serine/threonine kinase activity; regulation of canonical Wnt signaling pathway. Lineage: Eukaryota; Metazoa; Chordata; Actinopteri; Gobiiformes; Gobiidae.
GUCUGUGCGCGUGCUGGUGAACCGGAAACGCUCGUGAGGAUGCGCCCGUGUCAUCCAUCCCUCCAUCCCUCCAUCCUCCCUCUCGCUUUCCCCGCCGCGUAACGAUGCUCUCCCCGCUGUGACCCGCGCUGAGACCCGCUGAUCCCCGCGGUGCUUCUGGAGAACAGUGAUACGGCCUGAAGGCGCUCAUGGGCGGCUUGGAGCUCUGGUGACGGCGGCCUGAGCGCGGAGCAGUGAGCACCAGGGCCGCGGAGGAUGGUUGAGUUAUCCAGACGCGGCAGAAGCACGCGCGUUACGGUGGAGCUCAUGACGUAGCCCGCGGUUGGUUCGGUGCAGGAGACGGUACUUUGUGAGUCCGAGAGCCCGCGCGGAGGAUGGGGGGCUCGGUGUCGUCCUGCUGCGUCUCCUCCAGCCCGAAGCUCCGGAGGAAGGCCCACUCCCGCCUCGACUCCUGCCCACCAGAGUCCGACCUGAGCCGCGAGGACACCGUCUGCAGCCACCUACAGCACAUCAGCGACCGGGAGAACCUGGACGAGCUGAACUUGGCGUCUAACCCUUCGGACCACCCUCGGGACAGCACCCUGUUCCUCAGCAAAUCUCAUAAUGACGUUCGGGACAAAAGGAAGAGUCUGUUUAUCAACAAUAAUGGAACGAGCAGAAGGAAAUACAGCUCAUGUUCCACCAUUUUCCUGGACGACAACACAGUGAGCCGCCCGCACCUCAAGUACACGGUCAAAUGUCUGUCUUUGGCCAUUUACUACCACAUCAAGAACAGGGAUCCAGACGGAGGGAUGCUGCUGGACAUUUUUGAUGAGAAGCUUCACCCUCUCACAAAACACGAGGUCCCUCUCGACUACGACAAACACGACCCGGAGCAGAAGCAGAUCUACAGAUUUGUGAGAACGCUAUUCAGCGCCGCUCAGCUCACGGCCGAGUGCGCCAUCGUCACUCUGGUGUACCUGGAGAGGCUCCUGACCUACGCCGAGAUGGACAUCUGUCCCGGGAACUGGAAGAGGAUCGUGUUAGGAGCCAUUCUUCUGGCCUCCAAAGUGUGGGACGAUCAGGCUGUGUGGAACGUGGACUACUGCCAGAUCAUGAAGGACAUCACCGUGGAGGACAUGAACGAGUUGGAGCGUCACUUCCUGGAGCUGCUUCAGUUCAACAUAAACGUCCCGUCGAGUGUUUACGCCAAAUAUUACUUUGACCUGCGCUCCCUGUCCGAGACCAACAACCUGAGCUACCCCCUGGAGCCUCUGAGCCGGGACAAGGCCCACAAACUAGAGGCGAUUUCUCGACUCUGUGACGACAAAUACAGAGAAGCCCGAAGAGCAGCGAGGAAGCGCUCAGCCAGUGUGGACAACCUGUGUGGAGUCAAGUGGGUCCCAGCGAUACUCUCAUAACUACUACUACAACUACUACAACUACUAUUAGUACUGCUGCUACAACUACUACUGUUACUGUUACUGCGACUACUAUUUCACAACUCCUACUACAAAUAUUUCUACUACUACUACAACAACCUGUGCGAGGUCAAGUGAAUCCUAGAGAUGUAACUACUCAUAACUACUACCACAAAUACUACUACUGCUGCUGCUACUACUACUACUGUUACUGUUACUGCGACUACUAUUUCACCACUACUACUACAAAUACUUCUACUACUGCUACUACUACUACCAUUGCUGUGACUCCUACUACUACCACUACAACUACAACUACUACAAAUACUUCCAGUACUACUACAACCUGUGUGGGGUCAAGUGAUACUCUCCUUGACACACUCCUAACUACUACUACAAAUAUUAUUACUGCUACUGCUGCUACUAGUACUGUUACUGCGACUACUACUACUAAGACUGUUACUACUACUACAAAUACUUCUACUGCUUUUACUUCUAGUACAACAAAUGGGCCCCUCUCAUAACUACUCAUACAAAUACUGCUACAAAUACCACUGCAACUACUACUACUAUACUACUAUAGCCAUUGUGAAUGACCUGUAUGGAGUCAAGAGGGUCCCAGCUAUCCAGUUAUAACUACUAGUACUGCUACUACUACUAAUGCGACUGCUACUACUUUGACUACUACUACUAGUACUACUACUACUACUACUAGUACUACUACUACUACUACUACUACUACUACUACUACUACUACUACUACUACUACUACUACUACUACUGUCUCUUCAAGCAAGUUCGAAGCCAAUGUGGAUUACAGAUGGGACCCUGAAAUGUUGUCCUUUUCCAACUCAACUACAACAACUACCAAUAUUACAAGUACUACUACUACAUCAACAACCACUACUGCUACUACAACCACUACUGCUACUGCCAUAUCUGAACGCUAGCACCAGACUUGAACCAUGAAGCUACCGGCACAGAAUAUUUGAGAUGCUACAUAUGAACUUUGGAUGAAAAACUUUUAUGGGAAAUACUACAGACUUAAAAAUAUGGAUUAUGAAAUUUUAAAAGAACUAUUCACUUGUUUUUUUUUUUGGAGGAAGAAGACUUUUUUUUCAGUGCCUAAACCUGAGCAGAGCGUUUGGAACAACACGAGACUGUCCCGAGUACUUUCCUAUGACGGCAUUAUUAAUAUGGUCACUAUACUGUAUGUGAUUUCUGUGUGUUCAGGUCUCCCCCCGUGUACUGCACAACGACGAAUAUUUAUUAUUUUUAAGGUAUUUUUAGUCAGUUUUUUGCCUAUGUACACAAAGUUCACUCUCACCAUGCGUUUUUACUCUGAUCUGACUGCAAAAACAACACACUUUAUACUUCGAAGUACUUCAAAUGACUUCAAUUUAGAAUAAUAGUCCUGUUUUACUUUGCUUCUCAAAUGAGGGGUCUGCCACACGUCUGCCUCGAGACUGAUGUCGUUGCUGCGCCUGGAAUGUUCCGUAGUAGGGUAUUAAAUGUUUGUUUCUUCGGAGGAAAACAGGGGAUGCAGCCAAGGCAAAUUACAGGUGAGGUAUGUGGAGAUGCGAGCCCGAUAAAAGUACGAAUGUUGUUCAAAUUCUGGAAUUCUCUGGAGUGAGAUUAUUUUAGAACAACAAAAAACAAAAGAGGUGUUUGUAUACUGCCUCCUACUGGUUUAAAAAAGUUACUACAAUCAUGUUCGUCAAGUUUAUGGAAUUUAAGACCAAGAUUUAAUUAAUGUUAUAGUAAAAAACAGGUCAGUAUUCUGAUUUGGAGUCAUUUGAUCUGUUUUUGCAGCGCACAUCCACAACCCCAUGGACCCUCUGCCCCAUAGACCCUCAGUCUCACAGAUCCUCCGCCCCAUGGACCCUCAGUCCCAUAGACCCUCAGCCCCAUAGACCCCCAGCCCCAUAGACCCUCAGUCGCAUGGACACUCAGUCAGAUAGACCUCAGCCCCAUGGAUCCUCAGCCCCAUGGACCCUCAUAGACCCCCUGUCCCAUAGGCUCCCAGCCCCAUAGACCCUCAUAGACCCUCAUAGACCCUCAUAGACCCUCAGCCCCACAGACCCUCAGCCCCAUAGACCCUCAGGUAGUCUGUUUAAAAUUGUAACAUUUGAUAUACUUAGAUCUUUGUGUUUGUGUAAAAGUCCACUUUUGUCACAAACUGAAAUCUUGUGAUAGUAAUAAACAAUCCAAGCACACAG